Messenger RNA from Penicillium verhagenii, 807 nucleotides. RefSeq lists its product as uncharacterized. The transcript has 8 exons. Gene Ontology annotation, cellular component: plasma membrane. Lineage: Eukaryota; Fungi; Ascomycota; Eurotiomycetes; Eurotiales; Aspergillaceae. Bases 1 to 807 code for a protein of 268 amino acids. Gene Ontology annotation, molecular function: acetate transmembrane transporter activity. The record is from RefSeq and is a predicted model, not a curated record.
AUGCACGACGAAAUCAUGCGUGGAAGCUCCAAGAUCUCCCAUAGUGAGGCUGGUGGUAUGCCUGUUUUAACACAGGUCCCUACUUCGGUGACCCUUUCUGCUGAACAGUUUGAGAGGCUUUACCUGAGUCCUAUGAUGCAUCGUCAGCCGACCUUGGCAAAGAAUUUGGGAAAUCCUACACCAUUGGGUGUUGGAGCUUUUGUGCUCACAGCCACGCCACUUGCGUGUUGCUUGAUGGGAUGGAGAGGUGCAGGCGGAGGUGGUGCGGCAUUCAGCGGGGUUCUCAUAUUGUUGGGUGGGCUCUUGCUGGUCCUUUCCAGUAUCCUUGAAUUUAUCCUCGGAAACACAUUCUCCUCGGUUGUGUUUGGUGGAUUCUGUUUGGCUUUCGGUGCCACUAUGACUCCAGCAUUCAACUCUGCCGCUCCAUAUUCUGCAGACGGGACCAAUACCUUGGCAGGUCUUCACGGCGCGGGCUUUGUGGACACAUUUGUUUGUGCCACUCGCACCAACUUAGUAUUUGUUCUCAAAUUCACUUCCCUGGUUUUCGUGUUUUCCCUCUUGGCAGCCGCAUAUUGGAAACUGGGUCUCGAGGAUGAAGCAGCAGCUAAUCGGUUAACCGUGGGCGCUGGCGUCGCGUUAUUUGUGGCCACGAUGCUAGGAUUCUAUCUAUUGACAGCGCAACUGCUUGACUCGGUGGGCUUCCCUCUCUCUUUGCCAGUUGGAGAUCUGAGUGGGGUGUGGAAUCGCAGGAGCCAACGGAACACCACGGAUCCCGAGCUCGCUACCGAUGUCGAUGGCAAGUUCUGA